AUGGUAUACACCGCCAUUAGCAGCCGCAAUGAGAUUGUCGACGAGAUGUUCAAGCUCUCUCUUCUGGCAGAGGUGGGGUUCGGUGGCUCUCUUCUCUAUGUGGAUCCCUGUGAUGCCCCAUUUGGAAAUAAGACCUUUGGGGUGACCCUGAACCCAGGUGGGAACCCGUUUCCUGAAGAAGAUGCCAGAAGUGCUGGAAGAGACAGUCGCCACAACUUGACAUCAUUGCUGGUUCAGCCCAUCUCUGCCUCCUUAGCGAAAAUGUUACUCUCUGCCCCCGCCAUGGGGCAGGGAAGACCCUGCAUCCCUAUGGCCAUGCCCUCUGCCUCAGCAAGAAAAAUCAUAAACCUCACCAUUGAAAACCAGGCGUCCUUCAAGACGGUGCACAAUGUUAUUGGAUAUCUCAAAGGCAAGACCAAUCCAGAUCGAUAUGUACUGGUUGGCAGUCGUCAUGGCAGCUGGUACGAGGGUGCGUUGGCAGACUGGGGGAACGGCUCUGCAGUCAUGACUCAGAUCAUCGCCUCUAUGACGGCUCAAACCCGUGCGGGCUGGCAGCCCGACCGCACCAUUGUCUUCUGCUCCUGGGGGGGAACCUCACUGGGCAACAUCGGCUCCUUUGAGUGGGGGAAGGAGAAUGCAGUGGUUCUUCAGAGCAGGGCAGUAGCUUAUGUCAGCCUGCACAGCCCCGUCAGAGCCCCUGGAUCCCUGCAGGCCACAGCAUCACCUUCCCUUCUGCAACUGGCAACUGAAACUCAAAAGAGCCUUCGACGCAAUGAGACACAAGAGGCCCUCAUUAGCAUGCUAAUUGAGUGGAAUACCAUCCAAUCAAAGAUGCACAGGGGCUGUUUGAGGUGA
Molecule: messenger RNA, 855 nt
Organism: Sinocyclocheilus grahami
Lineage: Eukaryota; Metazoa; Chordata; Actinopteri; Cypriniformes; Cyprinidae
Product: inactive N-acetylated-alpha-linked acidic dipeptidase-like protein 2
Exons: 7
Coding region: 1-855 (284 amino acids)
Source: RefSeq, a predicted model, not a curated record